Macrobrachium nipponense is the source of this 1599-nucleotide messenger RNA. RefSeq lists its product as uncharacterized. NCBI's taxonomy places the organism in Eukaryota, Metazoa, Arthropoda, Malacostraca, Decapoda, Palaemonidae. Gene Ontology annotation, molecular function: phosphatidylinositol binding. The coding region runs from base 1 to 1599 and encodes 532 amino acids. The transcript is spliced from 7 exons. The record is from RefSeq and is a predicted model, not a curated record.
AUGGAUGGCACAGAGGAUGAUGAUCUGUUUGAAAGUGACGACGAACCUGCAGUUGAUUCACCAGAUUCAAACUGGGAUCCUUAUGAUGAAACCGUGAAUGAUGAUUUGUUUCGAGAAUUCUUAACUCUGCAUUCUGCUUUAGAAGAUGAUCAAAAAUUGCGAAGUGCUAUGAAAGGAGUAAAAGGACCCAAUAAGUGGCUGAAUUUACCAUUCAGCAAGUUAGAUUCAACUACUAUUGCUACACGGAAGCAGUUCCUUGAAAAAUAUCUUCAGUCAGUAAUCCAGAGGCCAGAACUGAAUAUUUCAACUCCAGUGAAAGAAUUUUUGGCUUAUGGGCUGGACUCCUCUGUAUCUUUUGUGAAGAAACCUCUGGAAUUACAUGUUCCUCGUUUAGAUAAGCUUCUGGCCAAAACAGUGUCAGGUGUCUUCCAUAGCAUUAAGACAGCUCUUCCAAGCUUUGAAUCAUCAGAUAACCCUGUCAGCGGAGGCGAAGCAGUGUCACACAGUGUUUCAAGCGGUAGCAGUACUGGUGGAGACGUUGUGAGAAACAGGUCCAGUAGUGGUGUGCUGGGUGAAAGGAGUAAAUUAGCAGCCUUUCUCUCGAGUGGCAAUAAGGCAGAAUAUGAAUUAAAGCUUGAUAUUACUGCAGAGGAAGAGGAAUGUCAGAUUGAAGAGGCUCUAACUUUUGAGUUAUCAGGCAUUGGCAGUAAGAGUGAGUUGGUAGAUACCGCUUAUGAGGCACGAGAAAGUCGAAGCAUGUUCUUGCCCCAGUUGAGCAGUCUGCAGCAGUGCCACCAGUUUGAACAGGAACAGCAAGUCCAUCAACACUCCGUUGUGGUAGGAAGAGGAGAUGUAGGAAUGGGCAGUGGCUCCCAUUCUUCUUAUCCCUAUCCUGCUGCCUCCCCUUUCCAUCACCUACCCCCUCCUGGUCCCAGAUCACAAGGAGAUGGCUGUGACAUAAGCACUCUUUCACAGCAAGACAGUCAUGAGGAUAGUAUAACUGAAGGAGAAGAAGAUAUAUCAUGGAAAGAAUGGCCUUUGUCUGUGGGGUUGUUGGAAAUGAUUGUAGAAAUAUUUGGAUCUGCUGAUCAUCCGCUCACCCAUCAACCUUGUGUUACUCUUCUAACUCUCACAAUGGCCAGGAUCACGCAUAAGUGGUUACAGGUAAGGUUUAUUGUGAACGGAUACUUUUCUCUUUCGUUGGCUUGUAUAUUGUUGCAGAAGAGAACACACGUGUUGUAUUUUGAAUCACCCGUACUUGCUUCUUUAGCUGUCAUCAGUUACCUUAUUUUUAUUUUUGUAAAAUUUGAGAGUAAGGAAAAACUCCAAGCUUUUGCAGCAAAGUUUGAUAUUGACCUAACUAAAGAUAAGAAAGGUGUUGUGCACAGGCGUAAGCACAAGAAAGUGUGUCAAAGUAAGGACCUGAAGGAAGUGGUCUACAAGUGGUAUGUGCAAGAGAGGUCAGUGAACGUCAAUGUUUGUGGAGUGGAAAUUCUUGACACCGCUACUAAAUUAGCAGAAUAUCUGGAUAUUAAUUUCAGUGGCAGUACAGGUCGGCUGUGGAAAUUCCGCAGUCGACACGGUAUUCGCAAUAAAUAG